AUCGUUCGCUCGCUCGCUCGGUUAGGUUAUCCAAUCCGCCGCCAGGUGGGGAGAAAGAAGUCGGCGGCGGCGGCGGCGGCGCAUGGGGGAGAAAAAAAGAUGGCGGCGGAGGAGGGGGCGACGAAGACGUUCCUAGUCCAGAGCGAGGACGGCAUGAAUUUCGUGGUGUCGGACCUGGAGGCGAGCCAAUCCUGGGUCAUCGAUAGCGACACCGUCUGCUACGACGGCAAGCCCAUCCGCGUCGACGUCGGCGGCAAAACACUCACCAAGGUUUUCCAGUACUGCAAGAAGCACGCCUACUCCGACGGCUACGAUGUCAGCGCUUGGGACGCCAAGUUCAUCGCCAAGUUCAUCGGCGACCCGGGCCUCGAGACACUAUACGAUCUCAUCCUGGCUUCCAACGAACUUAAAAUCGAAGGACUGCUUGCACUGACCUGUCAGACUCUCGGCAAUAAGAUUAAGGGCAAGUCGCCACAUGAGAUCUGUGAUAUACUAAACAUCAGGGGUGUCUUCACUCCGCAAUUACAUGAAGAGCAUUCAAGUGGAUCUUGUGCUAGCCACACGGCUUUGGCAGCUAUGGGAAUCAUUGCAAAUUGGUGGAACCUAGAGCUAAAAUUGGUAGAUAAGGCCUUACAGGCUCUCCACGUAGUUCGUUGCCAGGAGUUCACCGGAUACGAGCCCAAGAUCAAUGGUUUAGUACGUCAUCGAUUCAACGACUUCAACCUAGCCUUCUUUGACUUGGAUAAAGAGACUAGCUUUUCCCGUGGCCCACCGCUUAACAACAAAACGCCAACGCGUGAGUCGGUCGUGAGAUCAUGUGUCAAUGUCGUUUCCUUGAAGGUAAGGGAAUCAGACGUUGGCUUUCCGGUCGACAUAUUUGGCACCGUUGUUGCAAGGGACUCUGUGGACUACAGAUGUGUCUAUCUGUUUCGGCGUGAAAGGGACGAUCCCCAACACAUCAGCUCGCCAGAUGAUAUGUUAUCUUUGACAGAUCCGUGUCGAGGGCUUGUCCCGGGAAGCAGUGUUUAUUUUGAGAUCGAUUUAAAGAUCAAGUGUGAUGGUUGUGCGGACAAAGACUUUAGCAAAGGCAUGGUAGAAUUCGAUUCGGUCCAUCUUUGUGAAGGCAAGGUGACCAUGACUCUUGGGCUAGGUAGUUGGCUGAGUUGGGUGGAGUUGUUAUGUGCACAGGUCUACUGGCCUGUGGAAGCCACAAUUGAAAUAAAUGUUUUGAAGGGGCCGUGCAAUAUCUCAAAGGUAGCUGCUUCGACUCCUGGAAACUUCAAGGAUCAUAUCAUUCUAUACGAAGCAGCGGGUGGCCCGACGGUAAUCGGUGACGGUGGCUCUGUUCCGUUGAAUCGUCGUGUUGUUGCUGUCACACGGGAGCAGAAGCUGGCGCUCUUUAUUGUGGGUGGCGAUGCACUUGAACACCUUGCCCUCACUCUAGGUCAUUCCCAAGAAAUGGUCAAUCGGAGGAUGGGCUGUGCUGAAGUGGAGGUGAAAGUUGCCUGGACAGCUGUCCCUAUAAGGAAGAGAUCUAAUAUGAUUAAGGUUGUGGCAAACCAGCGGCUAUUGCUGUGAUAAAAGUUGCUGUUUUUUCUGACGGUAUCCAAAAUGUAAGGUGUUAUUUCGACUAGACAAACAGCUAUUGAAUUAAUAUGUAUGUGGUUUAUGUGAUAUAUAUGAAACUGAAGUGUGGUACCAA
Molecule: messenger RNA, 1702 nt
Organism: Triticum aestivum (bread wheat)
Lineage: Eukaryota; Viridiplantae; Streptophyta; Magnoliopsida; Poales; Poaceae
Exons: 5
Coding region: 100-1578 (492 amino acids)
Biological process (GO): ubiquitin-dependent protein catabolic process
Source: RefSeq, a predicted model, not a curated record